Molecule: messenger RNA, 15342 nt
Organism: Xyrichtys novacula (pearly razorfish)
Lineage: Eukaryota; Metazoa; Chordata; Actinopteri; Labriformes; Labridae
Source: the annotation of a GenBank genome assembly
CUCAGACAUACCCACGAGCUCUGACUUCAUACAGAUGCCACGACUCUCCACCAAUCACAAGGGCCGAACGCGGUAUCCAAUCAGAGCGGGACAAGACAGAUGAGGGUGGAGAUGUACGCAUGCGCAUUAUCAUCACGGACCUAGACGCUGUAUUAGCCGGUAAUGACUAGCUUAAGGCUAGUUUUUUAGAUUAAAAUAAGUUCCCCAAAUCUUAUCUCACUUUCACUUUCAGCCUUUUAUGCGGUAAGAAUGUCUUUUUUCGUCACUGUAUACCCAGACUCGCUAUUUCUUUAUUAACGUGUUGGUUAAAGAUUUGGUUUGUGCUAACCACUGUAUGCUAGUUAGCAUGAUUUUGUUAUCUCGACCUCCUGAUAGGAAGUCCUUGUAUUUUGUUGAUAGAUGUGAUUUAGUUCAGUCAGUUUUAUAUCUUACAGCGUCUGUUACGGCGUGUUUAGAGUUUUUACAGUCAGCUUAACAGUUUUAAUCUGCUCCUUGUACAGUUGAUUCUUGCUAAAGUACCACCUGAGGAUCUGGAUCAUCUCCAUCAUCAUCAUCAUGUCCUGUAAGAACCUCCAGCUCGUCCCGCUGCUGCUGUGUCUGCUGAGUGUGGGAGUCUCAGCCGUGGAAAUCCAGCGUCCUCGCGGUGUCCCUCUGUCAAGUAUGUUUUUAUUACUAAAUCACAGCUAAUGAGACAGAUCAGAGUGAUUAACCCUUCCCUGGUUUGUUUCUGUUGCACUGACUCAUUUAUUUGUGUAUGACCUCUGCAGAAAGGCAGUUCUAUGAAGAGGACAAACCCUUUACCUGCCUGGAUGGCUCCCGGACUAUCCCCUUUGACAGAGUGAAUGAUGACUACUGUGACUGCCAGGACGGCUCUGAUGAACCAGGUGUGUACAGCUUCAUACCCCAGUAGUGCAAAGUUUUAUUUCUUUAUUUUAAGAAGCUAAAAUACUGACCAGCUAUUAAAAUGUAAUAGUAAUCAUGUUUGUUUAUGUAGCACGUAUAGCUAUGAUUGCCUUGAUGUAGUGAUUUGAAAUAUGAAAUAUGGCUCAUCUUACCCCACUCUCCCCUACAAAGAGCCAUUAAAAGCUUCUGGACGGAGGAAACAACAAAUGAAACAAUAAAUACCCUAAAUAAAUAAAUGAGUUAAUAAAAAACUAAAAGGAGGUCUUUUGAUAAAGAUAUGUUUUCAUUAGUGUUUUAAAAGAAGACACUUGUGUAGCUUGUUGGAGAUCCUCAGGCUGGUUGUUCCACAACUGAGGAGCCUGAAUAGCAAAAGCUUUACCUCCUUUAGAGUUUAAAUGUGGGAUGUGAACAUUAAGAAGGUUCCCACCUCAGGAUCCAAGGCUACACACAGGACAGUAUGGGGACAGCAUGGCCAGACCAUGGAGUGCUUUAAAGUAAUGGUAACACCUUAAAAUCAAUUGGAAAAGAAAUAGGGUAAGGUCAUCUAAACAGGAUUAAUAUGCUCUUCUUAGUUUUAGUUAGAAGUCCUAGCUGCUGAAUCUGAACUAUUUGGAGGCAAGUUAUUAAUUCCUGUCAAAAUGCUGUUACAGUAAUGUAAUCGUGAGGAAAUAAAAGCAUGAAUAAUAGUUUGGGUGUCAUUAAAAGUCAGCACAGACCUCAUUCUGGUGAUAUUCUGUAGAUGGUAGAUACAGGAAUUGAAUCUGGGCAAUCCAGUGCAUCUCAGUACAACAGCUCCAGCAUAAAUUCGGUGAGACCAGCCGAGCUUCUGUGAGUCUAACAUUCAUGUUUAAUCCAACUUUUUCACAGGCACUGCUGCUUGUCCCAACGGCAGCUUCCACUGCACUAAUGCUGGUUACCGACCUGCUUUCAUUCCCUCUUCCCGCAUCAACGAUGGAAUCUGUGGUAUGAUUUCCAAACUGAUCACAAUAACUUAGAUAUGUCAUGUGGGCAGUUUUCUUUAGUAACCCUGUGUUCUGUGUGCAGACUGCUGUGACACAACAGACGAGUACAACAGUGGUGCAACAUGUCAAAACACAUGCAGGUAGGUCAUUCUUGACAACCUUUAUCUUGCUAUUUUACCAGUGGCCUAAUCCAUGCCCCUGCAUGCAUACUUCAUUUAAAUCAUACUGUGAGUGUUUUCUUGUAAUGUGUGAUUGCAGGGAAAUGGGGCGUAAAGAGAGGGAGAGCCUGCAGAAGUUGGCAGAAAUUGCAAAAGAGGGUUUUCUGCUUAAGCAGCAACUUAUCCAGGAGGCCAAGAGGGGCCAAGAAGAUAAGAAGGUGGGAGAACAUUUUUUGUAUUAUGUUUAAAAUGUACAUCUAUGAAUUCAGUAUUUAGAAAGUGCCUAGACUAAUUGUUCCAUCAAUUAUUAUUCUAAGAAUAUCUUGCUGAUUCAGAAUGGACUUGUUCAUAUCAAGAAAAUUCUGUUGUAGGUCUCCUAUAAAGUAAAUGAAAGAUUUGAGAUGAGCUGCCAGGCUGUUGCUUUUCUUCUAGUAGGCAUAAAGUAGUUCUUUCACAUGAGGCAGUGACUUUUAUAUCAAUAUAAUGGGGUUUUCAGAUGUUGUAUUGGUCUUAUAUGGAAAACUCAUAUGUCUUAUUUCGGGGGGAUAAACAGGCCAAACUUGUGGAGGUUCAAUCCAGUAAGAAGGAUCUGGAAGAGAAGGUGGAGGCUCUGAGAACUGCAAAAGAGACCGUAGAGCAGCCCGAGAAAGAAGCCAAAGAGCGCCAUCUGAAGGCCUGGGAAGGUAAAAAGGAAAUGUAGAAGUAUAAUGCCAUCUACUGUCUGUGCCGAACAUCACAUUACAGAAAGACUCAACAGUUUUAGUGACCGUUUUGCUUUCACUAAAAACACCUGAUGAUAACGAUGAAAUGUUUUACAUAUGUUCACACAAACCUUUAUUUAUUUAUUUCUUUAUUUUCAGAUGAGAAAGCUGUGAUUCGCCAAGAGAAAGACAAAGCUAAAUUGGCCGGAGUGUUUCUUGAACUGGACAAUGAUUCAGACGGAUUGUAAGUAUCAGCGCAAGAGAUUUUAGUUUAGAGUCACCUUUAGCAACAAAAAACAUUCAUAAAGUAGUGGAUGUCAUGGUUUAAAAUUUCUUUAACUUGUAAAACAACAUACAAAAAGAAACAUUGGCAUUUUAAAUAGUAUGUAACAAAUCACACAAAAGAUUCUGCUCAUGCAUAUUUCCAGAGAGAUGAUUCUAUUGUACCAAACCUUUUGUGUUCCUCUCACUGAUAAAUUUUUUGACUGAUCUUUAGUUUAUGAAGUUGGGGUCAAUAUAAAGAACUGCUGCUUUCACUUUGUGGAUAAUAUGUUCUUGUUUAUUUCAGUGUCUCAGUUGCUGAGCUCCUGUCCCACUCUGAGCUCGACCCGGAUUCAGACGGUUCAUUCACAGAAGCAGAGGCUCAGGUAAAUGUCUCCCUCUCUACGGCGGCGCUUCUGUCAUCACUGAACAAAAUAAACUGAGGAUUACUUUUGGUUUGCACAGGGACUUUUUGGAGGCGUGGACAGAGUUGACACAGUGGCAUUUGAGUCUAUUUGGAAUAACAUCAAAGAAAAGUACAUCUCAGAGGUAAGCUGACUACUCCUCAGGAGAACUUCACGUUUUUAAAUCCUGGCUCUUCUAAAACUGAAACUCUCUGUAUCAGGUCAGCCCAGACACCCCGGCACCAGUGGAGACUCCACCAGAGGAACCAAGGGACGCGGUCGCUGACAAUGACUCCGAGCAGUACCCUGAUGAUGACAUCCCAGAAGAAGAGGAGGACGAUGAAGAAGAUGACGAAGAUGACCCAGAUGAGGGAGACUACAAGGUAUCCUGUGCUUGUUGAGUUUUCUCCACCAGACAUCUGCUGUGUGGCUCUUCUUCUUCUUCUUCUUCUCUGGUUUAUGUAAGUGAAUCACUCCUGUCUGUGUCUGACAUGCAGACCCCUCCUACAACACGGACUCAAGAAAAGAGGAAUGACGAUGACGAGGGGACUAUGCCACCCUACGACCAAGAAACGCAGAGCCUUAUUGAUGGUAAGUGUGUGGAUGAAAAAGGAGUGACUCAGCCUGUCUCCAGCGAUGAGAUGGUGACUCAUGCUGUAAAUUAUUAGGAAGAAAGCAAAGAUUGAACAGGAUACCUACUGGUUUGAAUUUUAAUGCGCUAUCUAUAAACUCAACCCUUGUUUUUGCUCGUAUGUUUGAGAGAUAAACGACAUGUCUUUGACAAAAGAAUCAGCAUGAUCUGCUUAGAGGUAGAUGUACGUAACUCUAAGUACGUCAUGCCUUUGUGUGCGUGAUCUAAGCGGAGGUCAAAUUUGUUUCCUAGCCGCACAGAAAGCCAGGGAUGAAUUUGAUGAGGCAGAGAGAGCUCUCCGGGAAGUGGAUGACCAGAUAAAGUAAGUACAGAGUCUGAGAUAUGAAGGAGCUGUUUGUAAAUAACACAAAAUAGAAUAGUGCUGAUCAAAAGCUUGUCUUAGAAAAAUGUUUGCAGUGGAUUAAAAACUUCUAAGUUGAAGACUUUCCUGCUAAAAGAUUAAAAACAUUGAUUUACUUCUUUUCUUUUGCAGGAACAUUGAAAAGGAAAUCUCCUUUGAUUUCGGCCCUCAUGCUGAGUUCGCCUACCUCUACAGCCAGUGUUACGAGCUGACUACGAGCGAGUAUGUGCACACUCUGACUCUCUUGGUUAUGAACCGUUUCUCUUUAUGAAUGACUAAAUUCAUGUUUUGCUCGCAGGUACAUCUACAGGCUCUGCCCGUUCCACAGAGUAUCCCAGAAACCCAAGUUUGGAGGAUCAGAAACUAACCUGGGGUAAAAAAAGGAGCACAAAACACAAAAGGAAGAAAAACAGAUUUACUCUUUCUACAUUUGACUCAUCCUGUACCGUUUUUACAGAACAUGGGGGAAGUGGGCAGGUCCAGAGAACGACAUCUACUCUGUGAUGAAGUAUGAACAUGGAACAGGGUGCUGGCAAGGCCCCAACAGAUCCACCACAGUGAGUUUCAUACUCUUUGCCCAUCUCAAAUUUUCAAUUUCCUCAACCUUUUAGUUGGACACAGGGCAGAAAACAAAUAUUCUUUGUUUUUCAGGUGAAGUUAACGUGUGGGAAGGAGACUGUCGUGACAUCUACCUCAGAGCCCAGCCGCUGCGAGUACCUGAUGGAGUUCAUAAGCCCUGCUAUCUGUCAGGAGCCUCCUAGUCUGGAUUCGGGGCAUGAACACUCAGAGCUGUAGAUCGUCAUUAAUUGUGAGUAAAUCAACAUUUAAAUUCAGCUGCAAAGAUGAAUUUAAAUGUCUUAAAUAAAAAGGGCGUGGCCCGAACAGUGCCGUCUGUCGCAGGACCAGAUCUUUUUUUGCGAUCCACAUCUGAAAUUGAAACCGUCUAACUGGGCCAUGAUUUGGCUCAAUGCACUAAUGUGCUGCACCUACACAGAACAAACGAUCACCCUUCAUAGAAAGUGCUUACUGUAGCAACCUGCAAACUCGUGACAGCCAGCGGAGUCAGAAAACUAAGCGCUUAAACAGGGUGUUGUGGAGAACAUCCCUUGAGCAGUUACAGAAGAAAAGCAGGACAGCAGCAAGAGAAAGAGAAAGGUAAUAGUGACCUCAUUUGAGUUCAUCGUAGGUGAUAAGUUCAGGGAGGAUUCAGUAUAUAUCCUGGCAGUAUGUGGGCGAGGUAAAUGCAUACAACUGCUGCAUAUUAAUUAUUGAUAAACUGCAGUAUUUCAAUUGUGACACCUUUUAAAUGUGUUCCAAGGAUAAUGAUCAUUCAGCCUUUUACUUGUCAUAGUUUAGAGGAGUGUAUGUAUCUUGCUCCAUUUCAUUUAGUAAGGGAAUACAAAAGUAUUAGGAGGCUAUAUGAAUGUGUCUCAGACCUUAAUCAACACAAGAUCUAACACUUAUGUUAAUAGCGACUCUGGAAUAUUACCCAGAGUAGAUAUUUCACAGGUGUGAAAAGCUUAGUCCGUGGAAAUUGAACCUACAGGGAUUAAUUGCAACUGAAUAGCUGUUUGUUUUAACAGCUAGAAAGUCAUGACCUCGGCAAACAAGCCGUUGAGAUAAACGCCUGUAUCGUUGCUCUUGCAGGUUUUUUCUUAAGGGACCACAGUCACCGCAGCAACGCGAAGUUGCUAUGCGAUGAGGGGCUUCGCCUGGGUGUCAGUUAACGAUCAAGAAUGAAGGAUGGAAAUUUCACAGAGUAAGCACUUCUCAAUUCCACUGCGACCUGUUGUGAGGCUCCCCUGAAAUGUGUCCAAUGUAGACAUUCCAUUGUUUUCUCCAAUAAAGUUCAUUUUAUCAGAUUACAAACUUGUGUCCAGGACCUGCUGUUAUAACUGAGCUUGAAAAUAACCCUUUUGGUGUCCAAAUAAAACAGGCAAAAUGUCUCAUAAAAUAAAGUAAAAUACACAACGAAAGAUGCAUUUAUUUUAUGCAUCCGCUCAAAAGACAAUAAAAGUUGGCCCACUCAAUAUUUGUAACUUUUAUUUUAUUUUUUUCUGGCAUGUAAAGUACAAAUAAUUAAACAAUUCCAUGAAAAAGUCUUCAAGCGUCUUCAGCUGAAAUCCCAGUAAUAAAUAUCCUAGACUAAACUGAAAGGUUUUAUUUUUUUUUUCUUUGUUAAAUUUGAUCAUUGUUCAUUUGGUCAUGUUUGGAAGUAUGAGAUUUUGUAUUUCUUUCACUGACGGUGGUGUCAGCAGAACUGUUUUGAUCAUUUUCACCUUUGAUUUGUUCUACCAUUCCAGGAAAAUGUAAGAAAAACAUCACUAAGUUACUGCGUCCCCUCUUCUAAAUAAAUAGACACAAAAUACAGUUGGUUGAGAAACAGAAGGACCACUCACCCCUUUUCUACCCUAAAGACUCCCAAGAAAACCUUCCUGCAGCUUUUUUUCUGAUCUCAGAUUUAGUCAGAGCUCUUGGCUGGACUCUUGAAUAUAUUUUGCUGCUUUCUUUUAAUCGGACAAAUCGAUAUUGGAAAUGAUCCAGAUGAUCUAAGCAUCCAAUGUUCUUGCAGAGACAGAACCCUUGAGGAACAUUAAACCAUCGGCUUAAACAGGAAAGCAUCUUGAGAGUGUUUCAAACCCAGGACAGCCCCUCUGUUCCUGGCUAAUUGCUGGACCCUCCGUUGGGCCGGAGCCUAGCUACAGGGGCUGUCCCAUGUCUCAGGGGUUCGCCGAGUGGUUGAAAAAACAAGACUGUGAUUAGAUUAAAUAAUUAAAAGAUAUUCAUUUAACAAGACAAACAGAACACAGGCAGUAAAGGCAUAACAUCUAGCACACAGCAUGUAUGUUUAUACACUUCAAUUAGGUAAAUAUAGCAGUGCAUUCUUUGACUAUGGAGAACGUUUCCAAAUCGUACUUCUAAAGCUGUUUUUCUAUUUGUCCCCCUUUUUAAGAAACGAAAUGGUGUAACCACAAUUUUGGCAAACUUAAAAUCUUUUAAACUUGCAAAUAUAAUGAAAUAAACCAUAAAUAUACACAAAACAUACUUUAUACGAGGCAAUAAUAAUAAUCAUAAUAAAUAGUUUUUAAGUUAACAAUAAGUUAAAACUACAAGCUUAAAGUCGCCCAAAUAAUACAAGUUUGUUGGCGCUAUUUUGAAUUUUUUCUGUUUAAAUUAUUUUAUGUUGCAACAAAAGCUACCACAGACUUUUACAAACACAAUUGAACACAGUUUGAUUGAAAUAAAAAAAUCUAACUAAGUCUAAAAUCUGCAUACACUGUAAAAACUGCAACUAAUUAAAUAAUGGAAGAAAAAUAAACGGUAUCCAAUCAAUGCAACCAAACAAAAUCUUUGACCCAUGUGUGUUCUCUAUGGCAACAUCAACAACACAAAUACGCUAAUUUAACAAGUGAGUCUUGAUAUGUAAAUGAAAUCAAUAAAUUACAGGAAAAAAAAUGAUAUUUGAAAUUGACAUGGGCUAAAACUGAUGAUAUAUUAGACAGUAUUCCUUUCAAGGUCAUUUGAAUUGCUCUUUUAAGUCAGCCAGAUAUGUGUAUUGUUUGAGCUUGCAUGGUCAGAGCACAAAUUAGGGGCUGAGGAAGUGAUAAUGGAAAUUUCUAGAUCAGAGCUCUCAUAGUUUGUUUGUUUGUUUUUUUAACGAAUCUGUUUAAUUUUGACGUUUUUUGUCCGAACUUUUUGCUCCUUUCGUUAUUCCGCAAACCUUUCAAGUGUGACGUUUAAUUUCUUUUUUAAAAAAUAUAUAUCAUUUGUAAUCAGUCAAUAUAAAAACAAAGCACAUUGCACUUACUGUUCCAUAGGAAAGUUUUUUUGUCUUUUUAAACCAUUAGUGUUGUUGUUGCUCAAGCAGUGUAGUACUGUUUCCUGCCAUUGUCCUUGGCUCUCUACUGUUCAUCAGCUGUAGGUCUUUGUUUAGGUUGUGUGUGGAGGGUCGUUCGGGGGCUGUGGGUUUUGGUCUGUGGGUUGACUGUACUACAUCGGACAUGGCCGGGCAAACAACUCCAGCUGCAGCUCAACGUGGCCUGUUAUCUCGGUUGUUUCAAACGUCUAUCACUGGUCUUACCAAGUACUCAGUCCUAUCGUGCUCUCUCUUUUGCAAAUUGCUCGACCCAAAAUAGCUGGAUUAGUCCUUUUUUUAUGUGGCCAGCUCUGAACACAAAAGCAACUAUCACUCAAGAUAUUUCGGGAAUGAAACAGUAUGAGUCAGAUCGAAAGAUGCCAGAGUAAGGUGUGCAAUGUUAACGCUUUAAAGGAUUUAAUCGGUCACAAGACAAAGCAGAUGAUAUAAAUGUCGGGGGAAUACAUUAUAUGGAUGUGUACAAUUUUUUUCCUUCGUCAAGAGGUGAACAUCAUAUUUCUUCUGAUAUGCCUUUUUUCGUCAUUCCGUGUCUACAUGACAUUUGUGCAAAUAGGAUUGCUUGCAACUGUUUCAUUUUUAGCAUUUGGUUUAGUGGUUUUAGGAUUUGCAAAUGCAAACUGAUAUGCGCAACUUAGAUAUUUAAAAGUAAUGAUAAAUGAAAUUGGAGAGGGUCCUUUUUCAAUAAAUAACAUAGAUUUGUACAGCAAUUAAUCAGGGAAUAAUAUAGUUAGUCUUAAUUUAUGCUUAGUACUGACUUGCAAAGCAUUUCUUUGGCAAAAAUCAAUUCUAUCUAAUUAUAAAGAAUCAUGCUCAAUGUUCAUUGUGAAUCUGUUUCACUGUUUGAAUUUGAGUUUUUACCUUUUUUUUUUUAUUUGCAAGCAGCUAUUCAGUUUUUCAGCUGGGCAGCGAGCCAGUCUCACUGCAGCUUUGUCUGGGAUUCUCAAGUCAAAGAACUUCACUUCACUGCACCAUCAUUAAAGCAACACUGUACACAACUUCAGGACAAGAGAUGUGAGUGUGUCUAUGCACUCAAAAGUACAGAUGUGUCUGUCGGGGUUUACCCCAACUCUCAAUGUUUCUUUUUCUUUCAUUUUUUUUUUAGUUUUUACAUCAAAUUGAUUUCAUUCGUCUCAAUUGUUUUGAUAUGGUUGUACGGUUAAGUUGGUACGAGAUACAAUGUUCCUUCGCCCCCUCCAUAAAUCCCCACCCAUACACCGCAUGCUCACUCCCCCUUACUCUGCAAAGAUCAGAGGGUUUAAAAUAAAGCCAUGCGAUGUCCCAAUUUUUUCCAAGCUUAAGAAUCUGUAAAAAUUCAGCACAAGGUCUUGUUCCUUUGUAUGUAUAAAAAUAGAUUUAUCUUUAAUGUAAUCCUUUCAAAGAGAUCGUCCUCUUUGGCUAACACAGCGUCAUUUAGAAAAGCAAAAGCAAAAAUGUCUUGAAUAUACUUGACCUUAUUUAAUCUAUAAUCAUGUGCGAAUGUCUUGAUAUUGUUAGACAUUAGCUCUCCCCAUGGUUAAUCUAGGUCUGGUCUUUAACAGACAUUCAACUAGACAGGUUGGCAUUAAUGUUUCAUCAAGGGUGCCAUAAAUAAUUUCCAUGCAGUUGGGUUGGGGAUAUUUUGAGAGAUGCUAUUUUUGUGGUCGGGCCAAACAGAUCUGAAGCAAAUAAAUAAAUAUCAUUCUGCUGUAAACAGAAGUAUAAUUAUGACACUAAUUUGAAGGCUUGAUGUUGUACAGUCAUCUUUUGAGAGGGCAGGAGUUUAACGUUUCUGGGAAGCUUUGAGGAGAAAAGAGGGGUUUAAAAUAAAAUCGAGGAACAUUUGGCAAAGCUGAAAGAAGUGGUAAUCUUUCUCCUUAGAGGAGGGGUGAUAAUUUGAACAUUGCCAGAUAUCAUCGCUCACACACCUGACUCUUAAGUCAGUUUUAAAUGGUCAGUUAUUGGAACCAAAGUUCUUCUUAAUCUGCUCUUUGUAAGUUACGACAGUAUAUGUUCCACUGAAUGGUCAGAUCUGACCCUGUUCACUGGACGUCAGAAUAAUACCGGUGCUUUUGUGUUUUUUGCUCCUGUAGACCUAUGAAAUCUUGCCCAGUCAAUGGGAUAGGUGAUAAGGAAGGAAAUACUACCCCCGAUCAUGGCUGACAAAAACCUCCAAUUGAAACAGCUCGUGGAGAAUUGAAAAUCCAGGUGCAGUGGAGAAAUGGUGCAAAAAUGAGAGAAAAACCACCGGUAUUUUUCUUUGGCUGUGGCUGUCACGGUGAAAAGGUUUCCCCUUACACUCGUCGUGCCCCUGCCCACCAGAGAGUUACUAAUGAACGGUGAAACCACGGGAGCACUGCCACUCUGCUCUAAGUUUACAGACAGUCUGCUUGUGUUGAAUCCAUCCUGAAGAUAGAUUAGAAGAAAUACAGAUACUUUUUCUGAGGACUAAAUAUUUAUAUAUCUCCUAGACUUUGAUCUGUGUUUGUGUGAUACAUAAGUGUACUAUUGUGUUGUUUGGCGUGAGACUGUGAGGGAAAGAGUGAUUCUGAUGGCCUUCGGACUACUCCUUUUCAGUGACCAGUAUUCAUUGGUUGACCUAAAUCUAACUGGGUCUGAGCUAACAAGCUCACAUAGGGUAGAGAAACUGCCUUUACGCUAGGCACCACCUAAUGAAGGUCAGGAAACAGUAGUCAAAGUUUCUAGAAAAUGCUUACAUACUCGGCUAUUAUAACCACCUUAAAUAUUGAAUAUAUAGUUAUAUUUUUAAUAGACGUAUAUAAGAGAACACUGUUUUUUAAUUUCAUUUUCUUUGAUCUAAAAAAAUCGCUGAUUCAAAAUGCCCAAGUGUAAAAAAGUGACUACAUCCUCUCCAGCAAGAUAAAGGGAGAGAUGGUGGGGUAAGAGUUUAGGUAAAUUGCACAUAUUCUAUAAUUUAAAUUUGAUCGAUUUGUUCAUCAGUCGUUAUCAUUUGCCUGAAUUCAAUCAAAGCACUCAGUACACAUUCUCUGUCACAUUCGUUAAACUGUCUCCUAAAUAGAUAGCUCUUGCCCCUACCCAACAAACCAGCUACGUACCCCUUCUAAUUCAAUCCAGGCAAAUAUAGGGAAGGACUAGCAUGUUGUGUAAAGAGAAAAGAAAAACUCCACUAGUGUGUUUGUUUGAAACUCUGACGUGUGUAUGCUUCUGUAUGGACAUGUGUGCAUGUGUGUGUUUGCAUGUCUGUGUCUGGGAUAAUAUACUAUGAAUUUGUGUGAGAAUGUGUCAGAGAGAGACUCAGUCCAGGCCCAUGUAGAGUGAUGGCAGAGGGAGCUCGGGUGGCUCUCCCUGCAGGUCGAAGGAGCUGGUGCCAGCGGCCUCUCUCUCUCAGGCCUUGUGCUGCUUGCUGGUCUUGAAGGAAACCUGCAGCACACGGUCACCCAGGCGGUAGCCAUUAAGGCUAGCAAUAGCCAUGGCUGCUUCGUCGUAAUUGGUCAUGGUGACAAAGCCAAAGCCCUUGCAUUUGUUGGUGGUGAAGUCACGGAUGACCUUGACAUUGGUGACAGCGCCAAAGGGCCCAAAGAGCUGCCACAGGACGCUUUCAUCCGCCUCAGGGGACAGGUUGUAUACAAAGAUGCACCAGCCGGCUCCAGUUGGACCGGUGAGGUUGACUCCGGCCAGGCUGGUCAUGCUGUCGAUGGUGAUGGGGGAGAAUCUGGGGAAGAGAGCAGGAGAACUACCAUGGGUGUCAUUCUGAAGUUCAACACAGCAUUCAGUGAUCUAUACUGUGUCCUAUGGCCAUGUUUCUCACUGAGAAAUAAUCAAGGCAGUAGUUGAGUAUGAAGUCAGGGGACCCCAUCUCCAUCCCCUCUGCUGUACAGUAAGUAGGUAAAUAUGUGUGGGCACCACAGUUGCUCCAAACUACCUGCUUUUGUACAAAAUGGCACUGUGUGCCCUGAGACACACACACCCACACAAUGUGCAAAUUUUCUCAGCUGACCAAAGCCUAUGGAAGAAUUAAACACAUGAAUCACAAUGUUCAACAAAAAUCACAGUAUCGAACAAAACACAGAAACCUAGAGAGGGAUGAAAAGCAAAUCGGAAUCAAAUCAUACACAAACUGGAGCAAACAGAGGAGACGUAAACGGAAUCUGGUAUGUCCAUGCUGGUGAAAAAAAGGGGACAUUAAAGCAACUGAAACUGACAAUGUUAGUUCAUAAAUAAAUACACGUAACUUAUUUCUAUUAAUUUAAAACAAAAGAACGAAAAGGUUAAACAAAGCCAUGCCAGAAUACCCUGCUGUUGGAAGGCUAUAUCAUCGCUAAUUGCGAUUACUGGUAGUAUUUUGUUACCUGGGCUGCGUCUGUAACAUGGCUAAAUGGGCAGUGGGCAUUAAGAAUAAUGGCCAUCAUGUCUGAUUUUAAGAUGAAGUCAGCAGAUGGUAUUCCAGGCACUUUGUUUGAGGUUUAAUUUUGGCAUGGAUGCUUUUGAAAGUACACCUUUGGCAUUUACCUCUUGACUCCGUAGCUGGCGUUUAGUAAAUUGUCGAGUCUGCAACGCAAGAGGGAGAAUGAAGGGGAUGAAGAAGUUAGUUAUGAGAUCUACAAGGAAGGGGGGCUUUUCAGUUAACAUGCUGCUCCUUCACCAGCUGGCCUCCAGAGGGCAUCCUUUACUGCAAACGCAGUCCCAAACCAUCCAACCUCAAACUGAUGCAGUGCAAAGUAUCUCUGAGAAUAUAUGUCCCAGCUGGUGGAUACUUUUCAUUGUUGCUCUUUAAGCUUCAAAAUUUUAAACGUAGGACAUACAAAAGCUGUGGCCCAGAUUAUUCCUAUCUUCUGAUCAAAAUAAUCAGUAAUAGCGAGUAAAUUAGCUGUCAAUCUUGAGGGGCUAUCAGCGGUUGUUUGUGACGUUACAUUAAAUAAUUUUAAUACAUGAUGCCAUUGACUUCCAAGCCUUCGUUUAAAAUAACCUGAUAGACGUCCAAACUCUGAUCAUCUCUACUUUAGGAUAGCUGUAAUGCCUAUGCAAUAUAGGCACACUUCCAGGGUUCAAUAUUCACUCGUGUUUAGCUUUUGUUUACUUAUUGCAGUGGAAAAAUCAAAUCUGGUCUCUUACAUUGGUUUUGAGCUGUUAUUUGGAUCUGGUCCCUUUCCAAGUGAAGGGAUCAUGCUGCAGUUUAAAAGAAAGUCAGAGAGAGAGAGUGAGAAGGAGGGACAAUGCAAUAUUGCCUAUUCCUUCCAUACUAUCAAGCAGUGAUAUUGCUCAAAGGAACAGCCUACUGAUUGGAUGUGUUGAUAUGGACAGGGAGAGCUUUUUAAAAUAUUGUUGAUCACAUUUCUUCUUCAAAUAACUCGAGCACAUUUGCAGUUUUUUUUCUUUUUGGGUGUGCCAUUUCAUUUAAAUAUUCUUAGCUUUUCUCUUUUGCUGUUGAGACUUAACACUUCAAUAAAACCUUUUGGAGACUUGACUUGGGUUGUUGAGUUCGGUUAAGGUUCAGUACCUGAAACGCUGAGUCUGAUGGUGCAGAGGUCCCGUGUAGCGGCGGGCAGCUGUCUGGUACAGCUGAGUCAGUAAGGCCUGGCCUGUCUUCUGGCUGGGGUUAUUGGCGAAUUUGACAGUGAUUGGCUCAGCAGCACCCAAAGGCUUCUGUCCGUUCAGACCUUUGAUGGCCUCCUCCGCCUCAUUUCGCUUGUCAAACCGGAUGAAGCCCACUCCUCGUGAUAUGCCUGCUCCGAAUAAGAAAACAAACCAAUGUUACUACCUUGGCAUCACUUCUGAAAAAAAAAUGUUGCUUUCGUGACAACAUGAAAAGUCAAAUAUACCUGUGACCUGGUCCACUAGGAUGCGGGAUGUGAUAAUGCGACCAUAUUGGGAGAACAACUGCUCCAUGUCCUUCUGGCUCAUGGUUUUGGGGAGUCCACUCACGUAUAAAUUGGCAUCACGAAUCGAUGCCGAGCUUGGCCGGGCAUAUGAUACCUACACACACAAGUUAGAUAUGUCAGUGAGUGAAUUAAACUUGGUUUCGUAACGUCUCUAUCAGAGAAAUGAUUGCAGGAUCUGAUGUAACCCCACUCAGUUCCAAACGAGUUUAGUCUCCACUAAGUCCCAACUGUCUCCCUGCUAUCUGUGGACUUAAUCAGUGUCUUUAAACUCGCUAUCAGCUUCAGCGAGGCUGUCACAGAAACACCAGGAUGAUUGUAACCAUUACCCAAACUGAUACCAGUCAUCAGUUAACAAGCCCGAGUGUCAGCUCUGUUUUGCACUCCAAAACGUCAUCCUAAAUUGAUGCAUUUUCCUGAAUCCACUGGUGACUUAAUUAGUGCACAGCCAUUUUUGGUGCGUCUGUGUUUAUAUCCCUCAUGGUUUUCUGUUGGUCUACUUUCCACAAUAUUUUCAAUCUAGUGCUGCAGAGGAAUAUCUGAUUGACUGAGGGUGGGGGGAAAACUCAUAAAUAUAUUCUUGUUGUGUUGUUGACAGGAGCAUGCAAGCACAUUUGUGGAAGAUAAUCCAGUUCAGUGCAUUGUUAACCGUGCUGUGUUUGUGUGUGAUGCGGAGACAGAGUGAGUGUUGUCUGAGAUAGGCUGAUCUGCCCUCCCUGCCCUUCCUCCUUCCUUUGUCUCUAUCCUCAUGGGGAGAGCAGCUCAACUGGCAAACAGCAAACAAUGUAAGGGCAUCACAAGACUCGCACUACUGGUGAACGCUCUGCUCAGGCGCACACUUUGUUUGGAAUAUUUUUUUUUUAAGCACAGUGUUCUCAAAUUUCUGAUAAAAUUGUCAAGUUGAAAUUUUGCUAAAUGAACGGGGCAGAAGGAAAAGCUGUGAUUUGAAUUUAAAUGAAUUGGAAAGGAUCUGUCAAAUGAAUACAGGUGUUCAGAUUUCAUCCAUCAGCACUAAGCACCAGUGUCUUUUGUGUACACAGACAGACUGUAUGAGCAGGAGGGUUGUGUGGUGCAGUGAUUAGGGUGUUCUGGACAAAUCAGGGGGGAGUUGCUGUGUUCGGGGAGCAGAGGCUGCCCUAUAAUUAACCCUCUCCCUGUCGCUCCCACAGUACAGAUGGUGCCUGAAGCCCAUAUGGCCUCUAAUCCUGUCAUUGGCAUUCUGCUCCCUGAGCUACCCCCUACCCUUCCAC